Messenger RNA from Xenia sp. Carnegie-2017, 444 nucleotides. Its product is annotated as serine/threonine-protein kinase Nek2-like. Gene Ontology annotation, cellular component: IRE1-TRAF2-ASK1 complex. Gene Ontology annotation, biological process: protein phosphorylation; IRE1-mediated unfolded protein response; intrinsic apoptotic signaling pathway in response to endoplasmic reticulum stress. NCBI's taxonomy places the organism in Eukaryota, Metazoa, Cnidaria, Anthozoa, Malacalcyonacea, Xeniidae. Gene Ontology annotation, molecular function: ATP binding; RNA endonuclease activity; protein serine/threonine kinase activity. The record is from RefSeq and is a predicted model, not a curated record. The coding region runs from base 1 to 444 and encodes 147 amino acids. The transcript has a single exon.
AUGCUUAAAGAUAACUUCAUCAAGCUUGCACAGCAAGAAAAGAAAAUUUUAAAUCAAAUCAAAGCUAAGAAGUCGAAUUGUGUUGUAAAUUAUUACCACUUAGAAGAAGAUACCGGAACUGAAUAUGUAUAUUUGAUACUCGACCUAUGUGAAGAAUCUCUAGAGAGUUUUGUGCAAUCUUCUAGUUUGUAUGAUCUUCAAAAAUCUCUUCCUAAAAUUCUCCGACAAGUGCUAAAAGGAUUAGCUGAUCUUCAUAGUGACCCACAUCCUAUUCUUCAUCGGGAUUUGAAGCCUUCUAAUGUUUUCCGAGACGCACAGGGCAAAUUUUUAAUAGCUGACUUUGGUAUGAGUCAAAUUUUGAAGAAUGAAUCUAGCACAUUAAAAAGUGGCACCAAAAUGGGCGCUGGGUAUUGGAUUGCUCCCGAAUCAUAUUGUAAAGAUUAA